Messenger RNA from Plectropomus leopardus (leopard coralgrouper), 3827 nucleotides. RefSeq names its product EvC ciliary complex subunit 1 (gene evc). Gene Ontology annotation, cellular component: ciliary membrane; plasma membrane protein complex. Lineage: Eukaryota; Metazoa; Chordata; Actinopteri; Perciformes; Serranidae. The record is from RefSeq and is a predicted model, not a curated record. Gene Ontology annotation, biological process: smoothened signaling pathway.
AGCUCCGUCGUCCUCUUCAAUCUCCGCACACCCAUUGGCUAGUACUUAAACCGUGUUUGUCGUUUUGGGGAAAAGUUUUGCUGGAGGAAAUUGCAGAAAAAUUAGGUAGCUUAUAUUUCGUAAAGUAAGUCUUUUACGUAGUAAAAACAAAUGUCUGCGGGGAAAUAUAGGCGUAACGUUAACAGCAGAGGCUAACGUUACUUCCCUCGGGAUGAGUUCUGAACGUUAGCUAACAGGAGUUUUCGACAAAAUGCUAAUACCAUAACGUUAGCUUUCCUGCAGUUUAACGUGAAAUGACAGAGCAGAGCCUGAGUCCGGGAUGCGGGACUGAUGUGUUGGUCAGUUUUACCGAGUCGCUGCACGUUUACACAGGACUGUUAACAGUGGCUACAGUAUGUGGAGGGCUUUCGGGGAUAGUGGCUGCUGCUCUUCUGUAUGUCUUCUGUCUCAAGCCCCUGCUGUUGACCCGACAAGGUUACAAUGCAAGGCGGCUGCUUGAACCUGAUGAUGGGGAAUUAGACAACAACCAGAGUGACUGUGUCAGCAACAGUAGAAAGGAGGCUCCAAGUGCCACUACAAACGACAAGGAGAAAAAGCAGCCAACCAUGAACAGUGAUGUGGCUGCAUUUGCAUCCAGAGCGAAAGUGGUUUAUCCCAUCAACCAAAAAUACAGACCUUUAGCAGACGGAGCAUCCAAUCCAUCACUGCAUGAGCACUCCAAGUUGCCAGCAAUGCCUAAUGAUGAAUCAUCCUCUUCCUCUGAUGGAGAGUCUCUGAGCCAAGAGCAGGACAAUGAUGACAGCAGUCAGUUUAUCUCCUCCUCGCUGGUUCCCAAGAGCCUGCAGAACCAGAGCUUUACCAGAGUCUCCCACUACCCUCACACAUUAACACAAUCUGGUUUUGAAGGCAGGAUCAGCCUUUACUGUUUGGCCCUGCAGGAUAUACAACAGCAUUGCUCCCAGCUUCAGGAAGAAAAAAAUCUGAUGUUUCUUCACAUGGUGAAAAUAAUAUUUAGUGGUCGUUUUCCAAAAGACAAAAAUGAUGCUGACUUUUCCAAGAAUAUUCUUCACAUGCAAGAAAAGGAACUGAAUGAGCUGAAGAAACAGUUGCCAAAAGGCCACACUGCCAGCGAUACAAAUGAUGAUGCACCCUGUACUUUGGAGGAAAUAGAGAGAGCCCAAAAAGAUCUCCUUGAGCGUGGCCUUCAAGUGUGCAGACGUUUCAGCAAACAGGUGGAAGACUUGUGCCAGCAAAUGCUGAAGAAGACCAGCAUUUUUUCUCCAGAUGAAGCCCAGGAUGUGAUUCUCUCUCUUAUCCAGACUCUUCUGUUAGUUGAGAACCACCUGAUGAACACACAAGAGGAUGAUCUAAAGAGGAUCCAGCAGAAGUUGUUGUGGUGGGAGGAGCUGACUGGACUUCUUCAAUCCCAGCCUGCCUUGCUGAAGCGGGAAGUGUCUCUGAGGCAGGGUUUGAUAGCAACAACACUGGAGCAGCUGACAAGCGAUGACCUCUUGACCUUUAGCCACAUGGAAAUGAUACUUUCAGAGGUUCAAGCAACUCUGGCUGAAGGCCUUCAACAGUGCACUGAGGAGUGCACAAGAAAGAUGAAGGAGCUGGUGAAUGACAAGUGCAGCAGAAUGGAGUCAAAGAGGAAGAAGCUUUUGAGGAGCCAGACCAAAGAGAAGAGCCGUGCUCUGGAAACGAGACCGCCACAUGAAGACCUACAGCAGCUCACCAAGGUGUAUCAGGAGCUGCUGAUGAAACACAGACAGCAGAUUUCUGACUUGGAGCAGCAGCAGGACAGCAGAGUGGCUGAAGUCCUCUGUGACCACUGGAGGAAACUCCGAACCUCCUGGUCAAAGAGGCUCGGAGAGCUAGCCAAGGACAUUUUCCUCACCUCCGUCCCUGCCCAGUCAAACGUCUCUGCUGAGCGCUGUGAGAAGCUGUGGUUGGAUUUGGAGCAGGAGCUGGCUGCACAGCUGCAGCAGGUAGAGUGCAUUACCAAGCUGCAACUGGAGGACAUGAGGGCUCAGCUGGACAAAGAUGAACAGGUAUGGAGUGAGGAGAUGGCUCUGGUGCAGGCGUGUCUCAAACAUCUGAGUGAACAACAGAUGACGAUCCUCCGAGCCAUGGUGGCCAGACAGAGCUACACAAUCGACAGCCGCGUUGGGAAAUUGAUAGAGAGGAAACACGAGCACCUGUUGGUGGCAGUGCAGAGGCACUUUGUGGUCAGGCACAUCUGUCUGCACAUGCUGAAGGAGAUGAGGCUGUCCAAGCUGAAGGCACUCUCACAGACUGAUUUCAGAGCUGUGCUAGUGGAGGAUCCCGGUAAAAGCCAUUCCUGUGUCAAUUCAGCUCUCAAGAAUAGCAGUGCCAGCCUAGCAGAGAGGCAUCUGGGUCCUGAGAGUCAGCUGGUGGGCCACAGCUUCCAGCAGGAGUUGCUGUCUGAACUUGAAACAGGGAUGGAGCUUCUUCAGAACCAUGCACAGCUCGUGCUGGGCAAUGCCCUCAGCCACGGCAUCCAACAGACGAUGGAAACCCUGCCCACUGAGUCGCAGAAACAGGACGAUGGGUUGAAGCACCACCUAACAGAGGCUGCCUCGGAGAGCGUGUAUGUGACCAAAGAUUCUCUAACUGCGCUGGUCCAGAGCUACUAUUCCCAUCUACAGGACAUCAUCAAAAAAUUACAGCAGGAUCAGUCAAACAUAAACCAGGAGGUGAAUGAGGACCAAGAGAGCAGCAGUCAACUGAACAGAUCCUUGCUGAGGGAGCUGGUGAACUGGGGCAAGAAACCCACCUCUGCUGAGUUUCAACAGAGGGUUGAACUCCACAAAAGGAGGGUGUUGGAGCAGUGUGAUCUGGACCAGGAAGCGAUAUAUGAGGAACUGAGGCGGAAGAAAGUAGUUCAGGAUGUGACCAUGGAAAGGAUCAAAGCACAGCUGCUGGAGGCAGAAGAAAGCUUCAUAUCUGAGCUCGCAGGCUUGGCCCGGGUCUCUCUCCACAGUCCAGAUGCAGAAGCCAGUGGUGAAGAGGACAACACUGGUAACGAGAGUGUGACAAUACUGGACCUACUUGCCUUGAACCCAGCAUUAGAUCCAGCCUUGAAUCCUUCACUGACUCCAACUAUUGUAGCACCAGUGGUGAAAUCAAAACCAAAGAAGAAAAGAGAUCAAGAAUCUCACCACAGCUGAAGUCUUAACACAGUAAUGUUUACAUAGUCAAAGAGUAAUGUCCUGUAAAAAGUAUACUCUUACAUGUAUUUCAUAGUUGGUGCCUUUUAAAGUAUUGUUACUACUGCUCUGUUGUUGCCAUUGUGGUUGUUAGGAAGGUACCUCAGGUUUGUUUGCAUUAAAGGGACGGUUCACCCCAAAAUACAUCUUUUCCCUCUUACCUGUAGUGCUAUUUGUCAGGCUAGAUUAUUUUGAUGAGAAUUGUCGAGUGUUGGAGAUAUUGUCUGUGGAGAUGUCUGCCUUAUCGCAAAUAUAUUGGAAAUACUGAAAAUGUAGCAUCAAAAAAUACAUUUGAAAAACUCAACAGCAAGGCCUCUUUCCAAAGAUCAUGACCCAGUUACUGAAGAUAAUCUACAGAUCGUGAUGUGAGCAGCUUCUCGUAGGAACUAUUUUCUUUUUACCAAACUACACCCACCAGCCGCGUUAGUGCACAGAAGGAAGCUUGCAUCUACUGCUAACUUACCGAGGACCACUGAGCUAGCUUACAUCACAGCUCGGUCAGGGAGGACGCCAUUAAUGCUUACAUCUCGCACUUUCACAAGCACAAGCCUCUUGUUCACGAGUAGAUGCACACUUCCUUCUGCACAGUGAUUUAGU